Messenger RNA from Mollisia scopiformis, 1400 nucleotides. Its product is annotated as calcium-dependent phosphotriesterase. The record is from RefSeq and is a predicted model, not a curated record. The transcript is spliced from 2 exons. Bases 84 to 1328 code for a protein of 414 amino acids. Lineage: Eukaryota; Fungi; Ascomycota; Leotiomycetes; Helotiales; Mollisiaceae.
GAAAGAAUCUCCUCGCAAGUUCUCUGGGGAUAUAUUCUUCUCCAUUAUCUCGGAAUACCUCCUUCUGCGGUUUUACGUUCACGAUGGUCAACUUGAUCUCCAAGGUCGCUAUUGUUGGUGUUGUUUGCUUGGCUGUUCUGUACCAACUGCUUUUGAAGCGCAUCAUUUUUGACCUUCUGGGUGUCCGACGCCAUGUCAUGUCAAUCAAAGAUUUUAAUCAUGUUCAGUGUCAGAGGGUGGAUGAUCUUGGUCUCGAGGCAUGCGAAGAUAUGUGGUUGCAUGAGAAGACAGGCUUCCUGUAUCUUGCUUGCACCAGUGCUCAAAGUCGGGUGGAGUGGAAUCCAGCUAUCGAUCAUCUCAAUGCUUCUGGACGAGGCAUGAAUGAUCGUAUUGCUGUUCUGGAUACUCGGGGCACUGGACCGGUCUCAUCCAGGCUCCAGUGGCUCUCUGCUGAGAACUUCGUUGGCAUCAAUGGCGACGGAACAUUGAAUCUCCUCGGCCUUGAUAUUCUUGCAGACAAAAAUACCGACACGCUUCGCAUCUUGCUCGUCAAUGUCCGUCCUCCCCUUGAUCCCAUCACUGGAGAGCCGCUCGAUGCUUCAGUCGUUGGCGCGAAUUCGACAAUUGAGCAGUUCAUCACCAAAGCUGGAACUUCAACCAUGAAGCACGUGCGAACGUAUGCGAAUCCUGUUAUCAAGACUCCCAAUAACAUAGCUUGGGUCAGUGACCAUGCAUUCGUGUUUACCAAUGACCAUACAGACAAGGUGGGCUGGCGACGUCAAUUGGAACGUGUCCUAGGAGGAGGCUCUGUCGGUUACUGCGAUCGCAAUCGUUGCAACAUCGCAUGGGAUUCUGGGUUCAACUUUCCAAAUGGAUUGGCAAAAGGUCGCGAUGGACUCAUCUAUGUGCCAAACACCCUCGACAGUUUCAUCGAUGUCUUCUCUCUGGGGGAAGAUCACAUGUUAACACCAGUCAACCAGAUCAAAGUUGAUAUGCCACUGGAUAACUUGUCAGUCGAUAAGAAUGGAGAUAUCUUCGCAUCUGGGUUUCCUAAAGUAUUGGGAUUCGUCAGAAGCGGCAAGAAUCCAUUUGGAAGUCACCCUCCCACAACAGUCCUGAGGAUCAGACGGGGCGGGAAAGGAUACGAAGGCAUUAGACGAAAAGGGCAUCUGGAGAAUCAAGAAGCGGACUAUUACGUCGAAAAGAUACUUGAAGACAAUGGGAGCGUCUUGCCUUGUGCAUCAACUGUAGUGCAUGAUGCUGAGACUGGCAAGUUCUUCUUGGGUGGACCGGCAUCUCCAUACAUUGCCAUUUGCGAGACUAGAUGAGGUCCAUACUGUUAUGUAUUUCGACAACUCGCAGCGAACAUUCGAGCCUAUCAAUAGCAAGAUCAAUUGGAC